AAGAAGAGCAUCUCAUUUGAAUUCGGAGUGCCUUCUUCCUCCUUGUAGAGCAUACCCUCUUCUCCAGAAAAGGCGCCUACGGCUCCUCUUCUUGCCUUAGCUCCUCCUCGGUCAGCCGUGUCUCCCACAAGAUUUGUAUCUGAGUCAUUGCUGUGCUCCUGGGAUGAGUUAAACCAACAAAGACUGAGAAGGCUCACUAAGCCCUGAGACUCUCAACUGCCUAUUUCAGAUUGAUACGGACCAUGUUCCGCCAGCUGCUGUUACUGAGCCUGGGCUUGCAGCUUCAUCAUAUUGCAGCUUUGUUCACGGUGACAGCCCCUAAGGAAGUGUACACAGUAGACGUCGGCAGCAAUGUGAGCCUGGAGUGUGAUUUUGACCUCAGGGAAUGCAGCGCACUUGAAGACCUAAGAGCCAGUUUGCAGAAAGUGGAAAAUCAUACCUCUUCUUCGCAAAGUGAGCGAGCCACCCUGCUGGAGGAGCAGCUGCCCCUGGGGAAGGCCUUAUUUCACAUCCCCAGUGUCCAAGUGAGAGACGCGGGCCAAUACCGCUGCCUGGUCAUCUGCAGGGCCGCCUGGGAUUACAAGUACCUGACGGUGAAAGUCAAAGCUUCUUACAUGAAGGUAGACACUAAGAUCGUAUCGGUCCCAGGAACAGAGGAGGUACAGCUCACCUGCCAGGCUAGCGGUUACCCUCUGGCAGAAGUAUCCUGGCAAAACAUCAGUGUUCCUGCCAACACCAGCUACAUCAGGACCCCUGAAGGCCUCUACCAGGUCACCAGUGUUGUGCGCCUAAAGCCUCAGCCUGGUAGAAACUUAAGUUGCGUGUUCUGGAAUGCUCACACGAAGGAGCUUACUUCAGCCAUCAUUGACCUUAUGAGUUGGAUGGAACCCACCGUCCCCAGAACAUCAUCCCUUCACAUUUUCAUCCCAUCUUGCAUCAUUGCUUUAAUCUUCAUAGCUGCAGUGAUAGCCCUGCGGAAGAGGCUCUGUGGAAAGCUGUAUUCUAGAAAAAGGAAGCGGAAGUGGGACUCCAUCUGGAUUAUUGUGUUUCUAAUCACCCUCGAUGGGAGGAGGAGACUGACCCUUGCAAGUGAGAGACAGACAGACAGAGAGUACGAGAGGGACAGCAGGAGAGGGAUAGCAGGUUCAGACCGAGCUCAAGCGCACGUUGGUUGGGAAAAGGAUCAGCGAACAGGCCGGACCAGCUCGCAGGCCAGAGACCCCUAG
Molecule: messenger RNA, 1226 nt
Organism: Acomys russatus (golden spiny mouse)
Lineage: Eukaryota; Metazoa; Chordata; Mammalia; Rodentia; Muridae
Gene: Pdcd1lg2
Product: programmed cell death 1 ligand 2
Exons: 5
Coding region: 243-1226 (327 amino acids)
Biological process (GO): T cell costimulation; positive regulation of T cell proliferation; cell surface receptor signaling pathway
Cellular component (GO): external side of plasma membrane
Source: RefSeq, a predicted model, not a curated record